GCGGCGGUCGCGCAACAAGUUAAGAGCCGCAGCCAUAGCCGCAGCCGCAGCCGCAGCCGCAGCCGUCGUCGCCGUCGCGAUGUGACAUGGAUGCCCUGACCGUAUCCUGCGCCCUCGUCUCGACGGCCCUCUACUGCGGAACCCUGUACGCCGGAUUCGUUUACGAUGACCGGAGGGCGAUUCUGACGAACGUCGAUCUUCUGCCGAGCACGCCGUGGCGCCGCCUUCUCGAGGACGACUUCUGGGGCACUCCGCUGCGAGAACGCGGCUCCCACGGAAGCUACAGGCCGCUCUGCGUGGCGACCUUCCGCCUAAACCACCUCUUCGGGGGUUUCGACCCUCUGGGCUACCACGCCGUCAACGUGGCCCUGCACGCCAUCUGCAGCGGCCUCGUCGCGGGCCUCGCCAGGAGGGUCCUGCCCAGCGGAGACAAGUUAGCCCAUGCCGUGGCCGCUCUUCUCUUCGCCGUUCACCCGAUCCACAGCGAGGCGGUGGCCGGCGUCGUCGGCCGCGCCGACGUCCUCGCCUGUCUCCUGACCCUGACGGCCUUCUUGGCCUACGAUAACCACUGUCGAGAGACCAGGCCGUCGGGGCCGCUCCUCCUCGCCGUCCUGUCUUCUAUCCUGGCCACUCUGGCCAAGGAGACCGGCAUAGCCGCUCUGCCGCUUUGCCUGCUCCGGGAGAUCUGCCACGGCGAUGUCGACGCGAUCCCUCGCAAGGGUCGCAGGUGGAGUCGACGCAGGAGCGUGCUGACGUUGUCGGGGUGCUCGGUGUUGCUCCUGAUAGCCCGACUGCGGGUCGGCGGGGCCCCCCCGGAGUUCGCCACCGCGGACAACCCUACGGCCCGCCACCCCUCGAGGAUCGCGAGGGGCCUGACGUUCCUCUACCUGCCGGCGGCCUGCGCCAGGAUGCUCCUCUGCCCCGACACGCUGAGCUUCGACUGGUCGAUGGACGCGGUGCCGCGCAUCGCCACCCUGCGGGAUUCGCGGAAUCUGGAGUCGGCCUGCUUAUACGCCGCUCUGCUGGGCGCGGGGCUGUGGGCCGCCCGGGGCCUGCGCCGACCUCACCCGGUCGACCCGGGGUCGGGCCUCGCCUCCUACCCCUACGGCCCCGUCGCCGUCGCCGGGUACUCCUACGGCCCCGCCUCGAGCACCUCCUCGUCGACGUACUCGUACUCGUACGCGUAUCCUGGCGCCGCGUCGCGCUGCCCUCGGUGCCCCGUCUGCUCCGGCCGCAGAGCGGGCGGAUGCCACACCGACAGAUGUCGCGCCGCCAACAACAACAACAACGGCCCCUCGGGGGAGUGUUACUGCCCGAAGGCGGGAAGGCAGCGAACCGGGCGACCGAGUCGGGCGGCGGCCACCGCGGUCCUCCUUUCCCUGGGCUUCCUCGUGCUGCCGUUUCUCCCGGCGAGCAACCUGUUCUUCUACGUGGGCUUCGUCAUCGCCGAGCGGGUGCUCUACCUGCCCAGCGUGGGCGCCUGCCUCCUGGUGGGAGCCGCCGUCUCCGGCUGCCACCGACUCGCCAGGAGGGCCUCCGGGACCAAGGCCCGACUCGUCCUGGUCGCCACGGCUCUGCUCCUGGGACUCAUGUCGGCCAAGACCCUCCGGCGCAACGCCGACUGGCACGACGAGGAGAGCCUCUACCGGUCCGCUCUUCUGGUCAACCCGCCGAAAGCUUUCGGCAAUUUGGGCAGCGUGCUGAGCGCCCAGGGCCGCGUCGACGAGGCCGAGGAGGCGUUCGUUCAAGCUCUUCGACACCGACCGAACAUGGCGGACGUCCACUAUAACCUGGGCAUCCUGCAACAGGGCAGAAGGGACUUCGAUGCGGCCAUCUUGAGCUACCAGCGGGCCAUUCAUUUCCGGCCCUCCCUGGCGCAGGCCUACGUGAACCUGGGGGCGGCGCUGGUCUCCGCGGGGAGGGCGACGGAGGCAGCCGGCGUCCUGCGAGCGGGAGCUUCCCUGGACGGAUCGGGCCUGAAGGACCGAAGGGCCCACGAGGCCGCCAAGGUGCAGGCCCUUUUGCAGCUGGGGGCUCUGUACACCGACCAGGGUCGCCUGAGGAGGGCCCUGGCCGCCUACAGGGAGGCGCUGCACACCCUCCCCGAACACUAUCCCCCAGAGAGCGUCUACAAUCUCCUCGGCGAAACGUUGUCCAGGCUGCAGCAGUACGCGGAGGCCGAGAGGUGGUUCCGGGCCAGUUUGGCCAGCCGGCCCGACCAUGUUCCGGCUCAUAUCACUUACGGGAAACUGCUCGCCAGGAACUCCAGCCGCGUCACGGAGGCUGAGAGGUGGUUUCUGCGGGCCCUGAGACUGGCACCCGAGGACCCCAGCGUGCACCAUCACUACGGGGCCUUCCUGACGGCGCAGGGUCGGCUGGCGGAAGCCGCGGAGGAGCAGGUGCGCGCGGCCGAGCUGGCGCGAGCGGACUACGAGCUGAGCGUCGCGGCGGCGGCGGCGCUGCGCCAGGUGGACCGCCUGGCCGAGGCCGAGGCCUGGUACCGACACGCCGCCGCUCUGCGUCCCCUCGAGGCGAGGAGUCACACCAACCUGGGCGCCAUCCUGCACCUCAGCGGGAAGUACCGGCAGGCCGCCGCGGCCUACGGCGAGGCUCUGCGGCUCAGGCCGGACGACGAGACCGCGCUGACCAAUCUGCACAAACUGGCCGCCCUGUUGGCGUGACCACCGGAGUCGCGACGACGGACCCUGACGGUAGAGAUAGAGACCACUCGCUCCCAAAGCGCGCCCCUUUCUUUCCGAUUCGAGUCCCGCGAGCGUAUCGACCACGACGUCCUCCCCCUUUCUCGGCCCACUUCCUCCUCCAGCCCGCUACGGUAUGUAAAGAAUAAAGCUUCACUUAUUUUUCUCUA
Orussus abietinus is the source of this 2869-nucleotide messenger RNA. It is a transcript of the gene Tmtc2, whose product is annotated as transmembrane and TPR repeat-containing protein CG4341. Gene Ontology annotation, molecular function: protein binding; mannosyltransferase activity. Gene Ontology annotation, biological process: protein O-linked glycosylation via mannose. Bases 87 to 2681 code for a protein of 864 amino acids. Lineage: Eukaryota; Metazoa; Arthropoda; Insecta; Hymenoptera; Orussidae. The record is from RefSeq and is a predicted model, not a curated record. The transcript has 11 exons. Gene Ontology annotation, cellular component: endoplasmic reticulum membrane.